CUGGACUCUGUUCGGAAAAGUUGCAAGCCUGAACUUGCUGAAGGUUGAACUUGAAGGCUGAAGCCCAGCAAAAAGAAGAUGAGGCAUUGAUCCGGGUUCUCAUUCCAUCUGCACUGAGGUGGAUGUUCUUCGUUCUCGUGUCACUAUUAGUAAUAGUUCGAUUAAAGGUCCAUUCAAUCCUCAUUCCUUCUUCAUUCGAGCAGUGUGAUCAGGCUCUGAUUGACAACAUCAUUGGAGUCCUCAUUGUUCCCACGAUGGCGGAGGCAAAUGCACCCCCCGUUGGUGCCGACUAUCUUCCCCUCCCCGCUACCUUCGACCCCAGUCGCCGCUCGCAGGGGCACACCAAAGCGCACCGGUCCGUCAUUGUGUUCCUGGCUGUCUCUCUCAUCGCCCUCGCAGGCACGUGUAUGUACCUUGACAUCUCUCUGGAGCAAGUGACGGCUCAGCUGAAGGCAGCCUCAAUGCAGCUUUCUGCUGCGAACAAGCCGGGCUCAAAGCACACCGACGCCUGCAUGGCACGUGCGCACGAUCCCCAGUGCAUCAAGACCCCUGCUGAGUACGUCAAGAUUCUGAUGGAGAGGUCCAAGAGUCAUGUGGCCCUCAACAGGACUGCCUGUGUGGCCGAUAACAUGCUGGGGAGAAUGUACACUGGGGCGUUCCAGAGUGAUGACUGGCAGCUGGACCCUGUUCUGUCAAACGCACCCGCCCGUCGCAUCAUCUUUGCCAUUGGACCUCGCAUGCUUGAGAAGAUUCUGGUUUGGGGCCACAACGCAGCAGACAAGGCUGUCAAGUCACUCGGCUACGGGGAUGCGUUCGUUUGCGGCGGUGCGCCAGACUACAGAGCAUCCUGCCAGUACCGUCUCCUGGUCUGGACGUCAGAAUGCACCGUCAAGAACGAGGGGCCGCUCGUGAGGGGCGACUGGGCCAACCUGGAGGCGUUCAUGCGGGAGGACUAUGGGAAGGAGCUCCCGAAGCUCACCCGUCAGAUUGCGGAGCUCGAGGCGACAACCUUCCGCGAGUUGACCAAGUGCGACCCGGACGUGCUCCAAAUCAAGGCCUGGGACCCCGCCCAGCAAGUCAAGGCGGGGUGCUCCCCCGAGUACAUUGCCGCGCUUGCUAAGUUCCCGUACAAGGCCUGCAACGACUCCAGCCCCCAGGUCACCAAGUACACAAAGUGCCCGGCGGAAGAGGCGCUGCUGCACGGGGGAUCCCCCCCGACCACCCUCGAGCUGCGCGCGUUCCUGCAGCAGACGCAGGGCUUCAUGCCCCAGUACACCGGGUACAGCUACACCGCCAACGAGUACGACGACCCGCUGAGCCAGGAGUUCUGGAUCCACAACGACGAGCGCAAGCACCUGGCGAACGGCGUCGUGACCAAGCUGUGGAACGAUACGGCGGAGGUGGUGCCGCACGCAUGAGCUCACGUCACGGAUCAUGCCGGGGUGACGUGGCGGGUGCGCGGAUCCAAUUCGGGUCGGUGUAAUCUUAUUCGUUUGCCGCCCCCAAGAGAAGUCCAAGCACCAAAUGUGAUCCGUAUUUGUAGUAGCGUUCGGAGGAUCUAAUUUAAGCCCGGAGCAUUAGAGACGCUCGGGAUGUUACGCGUCUGUCAUGGUGUGCCACCAGCUUGCUAAAAAGCUUCAAGUUAACUAACCCGUUGUUUCAGGGCCCUCCUUGUGCAUCUAAUGUAGACUAGUUGCAGUUUGUUUUGACGCUCUUCAGUCCAUGGCAAGAAACGAAGGUAUACAGGGGUUGGCGUCUCCCUAGGUUAACAAGUCGAUCGGAUAAGUUGGACAGCUAGAUUGUUGACGCAGGUUGGUUAAGGACUGCAACACUCUUUCAUGGUGAUCUAGCUUGAACUUCCCUUCCGAAGGCGCCCCAUCCUAAAGCGCCUCGAAACAUCACAUUAUGACCCGCCGCUUUAUGGAAUGUAC
Messenger RNA from Klebsormidium nitens, 1931 nucleotides. The record is from the annotation of a GenBank genome assembly. Lineage: Eukaryota; Viridiplantae; Streptophyta; Klebsormidiophyceae; Klebsormidiales; Klebsormidiaceae.